GCUGUCUUCAAGCGACCAACCUCCUCACGCGACAUCCCGCUCGAAACCAGCCCGCUCAUCUCCGAAUUUUCAAUCACCAAGAUCACUAAACUUUCCAAGACGGUUAUGGUGGAGAGGUGUUGGCGCGCAUGGGCGUGCGCACUAGUCCUGGUGGGCGUGGCGGAGGGCGUGGCUUCGCAGCGUGACCUCACCUUGCCACUCUUCCAGGAGGAGGUGGCGAGGUUCCCUGUCUUUUUCGACAUUCCUGAGUCAAGAGCCGAGGCGAGCAAGCGGCAAUCGUUCAGCGCGUGGGGGGGGAAGCGGGCCAGCUGGCACCCGGGCUUGCGGUCGGGCUCGGGCCUCCCCCUCAGCCUGAGGGACAUUUACCUACACCUGUUCAAGCAAGCAAGGUACAAGGAGCAAUUCGCCCCAACGACAGCUAACAGCCGUCCCAUACCGUUCGCCCUUUCCCGGCCGAGACGGGAAAGGGCGAACGAGAUUAAUAUCAAAACGGAUGUACCAACGGGGCGCUUCCAUUACUGCGGGCACAAAAAUACGGGAUAUGACAAAAAAGUUAAAAAAGGCAAGGGCAAGGUAAUAGCAUUCUCUAACCUCUCCCUCCCUCUCCCGACCAGAUACCAGCCCUCCUCCGACGGGGAGCUGAAACGAGCCUCCUUCAGCCCCUGGGGCGGAAAACGCGCCAGUCCUCAGUACCUCUCCCUAGCACGCUCCCCAUUCGAGGACGCUCCCGAGGGACCCCUGGGGAAAAGGCCCGCCUUUAGCCCGUGGGGAGGGAAGCGGUCCUCUUCUGCAGGACUCCCACUCAAUGACCUCGACAUGGGCUCUUCGGCGCAGCUGGCGGAGUCCCUGGGGGCGACGGGGAAGCGCGUGGCGUUCUCGCCGUGGGGAGGGAAGCGCUCUGUACGAGCCGUUUGGGGCGGACAGGGAGAUGCCCUGGCUCUGGACGCUCCAGAGGUGCUCCUAGAUGGCGACGAAGAGGACACUGAGGACGACAUUUUCCCCUCCCCAGCCACCGUACACGACGCCCCGGGGCGGUUCAAGAGAAUGGCCGAGGGAGAUGACGGAGCCACUCCUGCCGAAGCCAUGGGUGAGGAACUCCACGACAAGAAUGCCACGAGGAGCGCCAGAGACACGCAAGCUCUCAGCAACGCAGCCACCAAGUGGAACGCCCCAUCACCCGCACUGCUGGAGAGGAGGGCGUUCAGCGCAUGGGCGGGGAAGAGAGCCGAUGGGGAAACGGUUAAGCGACAAGCCUUCAGCCCAUGGGCAGGAAAACGGAGUUCUGACGACGAAAAGAGACAAGCCUUCAGCGCCUGGGCGGGAAAGAGAUCCGACGACGACGAAAAGAGGCAGGCCUUCAGCGCCUGGGCGGGCAAGAGAUCCGACGACGACGAAAAGAGGCAGGCCUUCAGUCCCUGGGCGGGAAAGAGAGCCUUCGGCGAUGAAAAGAGACAAGCUUUUAGUGCCUGGGCUGGGAAACGCGCCUCUGACGACGAAAAGAGACAGGCUUUCAGCGCCUGGGCUGGGAAAAGAACUUUUGACGAGGAAAAACGGCAAGCCUUUAGCCCCUGGGCCGGAAAGCGGGACUUCAGCGCCUGGGCAGGGAAACGGGCUUCGGAGGAUGAGAAGAGACAGGCCUUCAGCGCCUGGGCGGGAAAGAGGGACAACAGUGAAGAGAAACGGCAGGCCUUCAGCCCUUGGGCGGGAAAGAGAGCCUCUGAUGACGAGAAGAGACAGGCCUUCAGCCCCUGGGCAGGAAAGAGGGCCUUCGAUGAAGAGAAACGGCAGGCCUUCAGUCCCUGGGCAGGAAAACGGUCCCCUGACGAUGAAAAGCGACAGGCCUUCAGUCCCUGGGCCGGAAAGAGGGAUUUCAGCGCCUGGGCAGGGAAGAGAUCCAGCGGCGAGGCAGACGAGAAGCAAGCCUUCAGUGCCUGGGCAGGAAAGCAGUCCGAUGAAGGACAGGACCACGAAUUUCCUUUCUUGAAAAUGGCUCCGCAAGCAUGGACGAGAGAGGAAGCUGUCUCGCACAGCCUCUAGUGAGCACUUGGAAUCACCUUUGUUCCACAAGUUAAUUCCUGAGGUCUAUCAAAUAUACAUACACAUACAUCCUCUCUUCUUUACCUUCAUCCCGAUGUGUCAGAGAAUCCUUUUUUAAAAUAUGAUAAGUCAUUCUUACAUGCAUUCCUACGUGCUGUCGCCUGGCCUGCUCUCUCCCGCUUCUGCCGCCGAGGACAACGAAAACAAGACGACGGAGACGCUGCGCGCGAGGCCAAACGGCUUUUGAAUCAGCCGUGGCCAUUGCGGGCAAGAGGCAAUCGAUACCCCUGACAUACGAGCUGAGGUUCUGAAGCUACGGCUGACAAAAGCAAAUGGAAUUGUGAUCUCAUUAAUGUGUGCGACUUCUGUUAUCUCUGUUGCUUAUUAAAGAAGAAUCUUCUCUGCUGUGUUGAGAAGGACGAACUAGAAAACUCUCUCUUUUCCCUUGAAAACAAUUUCUCCCCAACGAAGGAAAUCAAAGCCGUAGAUUCUGUACCAGACAUGAAAAACUCGGAAAAAAAAUAGGUAUCCUCUCCACGCAUCCUUUUUUCUCCGGACUAGCCCCGUCAUAAGAGGCUGGGUGACUGAGCUAGGACGGAGAAAGGAGAACUGGCAAAGGCAGCGAGGACGAAGAGGAAAUAGGCCAGACAGGAGAGAGAACCUAGCGCAGAUUUCUGACGAGGCCGCUCAGCUUAAAACAGAGAGCGCUGCGUAUGUAUCAAGGCGAAGCGUAAAUCUGUUACCUUAUUCUCCUUCUUCUCUUAUUCCUUCUGGAAGCGAGGAAGAGAGAGAG
Molecule: messenger RNA, 2830 nt
Organism: Penaeus indicus
Lineage: Eukaryota; Metazoa; Arthropoda; Malacostraca; Decapoda; Penaeidae
Exons: 6
Coding region: 106-2037 (643 amino acids)
Source: RefSeq, a predicted model, not a curated record